Messenger RNA from Carassius auratus (goldfish), 784 nucleotides. RefSeq names its product prosaposin-like. Gene Ontology annotation, biological process: defense response to bacterium; lipid metabolic process. NCBI's taxonomy places the organism in Eukaryota, Metazoa, Chordata, Actinopteri, Cypriniformes, Cyprinidae. The record is from RefSeq and is a predicted model, not a curated record. Bases 95 to 472 code for a protein of 125 amino acids. The transcript has 5 exons.
CUCUAUAAAAGAGCUCCACAUGUCUCUGAGGAUCACAUCUGAACCUUGAUUCUGAAAGCUUCAUCUUCACACUGGUUAGAGAUCCUCUGCUAAGAUGCUCCGCAACAUCUUUCUUGUCAGCUUCAUCAUAUAUGCAGUUUGUGCAGCUCAUUGGGAGAUCCGUGAGGUGGACUCUGCUGAGGACCAAGAUGAAGAGAUCUCUGCUGAUGGCAUGACGACACAGCAUUCAUCUAGUGAGUGCAUUAUAUGCAAAUUGAUCGUAAAGGCGGUGAAAACAUUACUCUCCCAUAAACCAACGGUGGAUGAAAUCAAAACCAAGCUGAAAAAGGGCUGUAAUCUAUUAAAUAAGAGGAAAGAUCCAUGCAAGCACUUCAUUGAGAAGCAUAUGAACAAGCUGGUCAAGGCGCUUAAGACAAAAGACUCCCCAAAGAUCAUCUGUUCUAAAAUUCUCAUUUGCGAGUCAGAACCAUAAAGGAGAUCAUUCUUAUACAUGAUCAAGCUCAUGGCAAUUUCUGAAUGAGAAUACAUUACUUUGAAAGCAUUACAGCAGGGUUCCUCAAAUCUUGUCCUGAAGGACCAAUAGACUGCUGAGUUUAGCUCCAACCCUGAUCAGACUCACCUUCCUGUGAUUUUAUAAAGAUCCUGAAGACAGUGAUUAACAUGCUCAAGUGUUUUUGAACAGAGUAGAGCUAAACUCUUGAGGAAAGUGGAUCUUGAGGGCCAAAUUUGGGGAUCCCUGCAUUACAGUGAAAAAAUUUAAUAAAAUAAAAUAUGAAUAAAGCGA